Molecule: messenger RNA, 414 nt
Organism: Thrips palmi
Lineage: Eukaryota; Metazoa; Arthropoda; Insecta; Thysanoptera; Thripidae
Exons: 2
Coding region: 1-414 (137 amino acids)
Source: RefSeq, a predicted model, not a curated record
AUGGCCGCCCUUCAUCAAAACGUAGUCAAAGAACCCGGCACAAGACCUGGGAGAUUCUUCUUUCACGUGCAUGACGGCUUCUACUAUCAUCUUCAUGCCUCUACGAAAACGCGGGACUUCUACAAGUGUGUGCGAUCCCAACGAGGCUGCAGGGCUCGAGCUACGUCCGGUGCCGAUGGAUUUCGUCACUCGAUUACGGAUCACAAUCACGCGGCCGACCCAUGGUUUUCUCAAGAAAUUGCCUUGAAGAACAGUAUUCUCAAGGCGUGUGAGGAAGUGAGAGGACGUCCCUUCAAGGAAGUAAUUGCUGAAUUGUGUGAACCAUUUCCUGAGGAGGUGAGAAAUCGGGUGAACAUUCACGUUUUUAAGGAAGCCAUGCAGAGGGCCGCAGCCAGCAGUGUUCAACUGGAGUAG